AUGGAAGCUGGGGGCCAAGCCGAAAUCAGCCUCGACCAAGCCACUUGCAAGCAGGCCUUGCGUGACGUCGUAACUGCGCUGCAGCAGCCAGAGAACUUGGCAAGAGUCGAAGCCGGUCUUACACUAGCUGGCGAUGAUCCGAUGAAGCGCCUCAUGCUGCUGACACCGAUCGUGCUGGACAUCGAGAAAGAUGUUAUCGCAAAAUACGGCUUCACCGCUGACCAAGCUGGUGUGAUGCGAUUCAUGGUGAUUGUGAAACAGUAUGAAGCUGUUGACGCCGAGAUUCAGGAGCUGUCUGCUACACUGAGAGCCAAGUUUCUGCCAAGUUAG
Molecule: messenger RNA, 330 nt
Organism: Sycon ciliatum
Lineage: Eukaryota; Metazoa; Porifera; Calcarea; Leucosolenida; Sycettidae
Product: protein C10-like
Exons: 1
Coding region: 1-330 (109 amino acids)
Biological process (GO): post-embryonic development
Source: RefSeq, a predicted model, not a curated record